GUUUUACUUCAUCGGUUUCAGAGUACGCUGGUAAUAGCUGAACAUGCCAACGAGGCCCUUACACCAAUUACUUUGAACACCAUUACUGCAGCAAAACGGCUCGGAGGUGAAGUGUCCUGUUUGGUAGCUGGGACCAACUGUGAAAAGGUGGCACAAGAGCUGAGCAAAGUGCAGGGAGUUUCCAAGGUUCUUUUUGCCCAACACGAUGCAUUUAAAGGACUUCUGGCUGAGGAGCUGACUCCGCUGAUUUUGGAAACUCAGAAACAGUUCAGUUACACACACAUCUGUGCUGGAGCAUCUGCCUUUGGGAAGAAUCUCCUUCCCAGAGUGGCAGCUAAGUUGGAUGUUGCUCCUAUCUCAGACAUAACUGAAAUCAAGUCACCUGAUACUUUUGUGAGGACUAUUUAUGCAGGCAAUGCUCUGUGCACUGUGAAAUGUGACGAGAAAAUAAAGGUGUUCUCUGUCCGAGGUACUUCCUUUGAGGCUGCCCCAGUGAGUGGGGGCAGUGCAACCGUGGAAAAAAUAUCAGCUCCUGCGCCAGUUGGCCAGUCUGAAUGGAUUGAGCAGAAGUUAACCAAAAGUGAUCGGCCAGAACUUACUAGUGCAAAAGUUGUUGUAUCAGGUGGACGAGGCUUGAAGAGUGGUGAAAACUUUAAAUUGUUGUAUGAACUGGCUGAUCAGUUGCACGCCGCAGUUGGUGCUUCUCGGGCAGCUGUUGAUGCAGGCUUUGUCCCCAACGACAUGCAAGUGGGACAGACUGGCAAAAUUGUAGCACCGGAACUAUAUAUUGCUGUAGGAAUAUCUGGAGCAAUUCAGCAUCUAGCUGGAAUGAAAGAUAGCAAGACCAUAGUUGCUAUCAACAAAGACCCUGAAGCUCCCAUAUUCCAAGUUGCAGAUUAUGGUUUAGUAGCUGACCUGUUUAAGGUUGUUCCUGAGUUGACAGCAGCAUUAAAAAAGUGAACGCUACCCCAUCUUUGGGAAGGAAUGAGAAUGACUUCAGCAGAGAGAAAUUAUUUUUAAGCAGUAUAAAUUAUGUUUUAUCAAAGUAGAAAUGUAACAAUUGCCAAAAAUGCCAAUGACUACCUUGUAAUACACCAACUUUUGCCCUUUUCAUUUCCAUUUGGCUUCGUUAUUUCCUGAAAUUUUUCUAAUUCUUUAAUAAACAUACAUCUGCCGUAUUUUGUAUUA
Molecule: messenger RNA, 1188 nt
Organism: Python bivittatus (Burmese python)
Lineage: Eukaryota; Metazoa; Chordata; Lepidosauria; Squamata; Pythonidae
Source: RefSeq, a predicted model, not a curated record